Molecule: messenger RNA, 5392 nt
Organism: Pogoniulus pusillus (Red-fronted tinkerbird)
Lineage: Eukaryota; Metazoa; Chordata; Aves; Piciformes; Lybiidae
Gene: ROBO4
Product: roundabout guidance receptor 4
Exons: 18
Coding region: 20-3913 (1297 amino acids)
Biological process (GO): cell-cell adhesion
Molecular function (GO): protein binding
Source: RefSeq, a predicted model, not a curated record
GAAGGCUCCCAGGGCCAGCAUGGCGGGCGGCUGGGCCACGGUGCUGGCCUUGGGGCUCUGCCUCGUUGCAACACGCCGGGGAGGCUGCCAAGCCCCUGGUGCAGCCACGGUCCCCCAGAGCACAGCCGCACUGCGGGACAACUUCCGCCUGCAGCCAGGUGAUUUGGUGGCCACAGCUGGCCAAGUUCUGGAGCUGGAUUGUGUGCCCCCCUCGGGUCACCCCGAGCCCCACGUCACCUGGAAGAAGGAUGGGGUGGCCUUGGACCUGGCGAGUGACCGGUACGUGAUCACCAAGGGGAAGCUGAAGGUGUCCCCGGCACGACGCAGCGACUCUGGGCUCUACGUCUGCGUGGCAGCCAACGCAGCAGGCGAAAGGCAGAGCCGUGGUGCCCACGUCUCUGUCCUGGAAAAGCCAACCAUCGUGCGGCGCCCGAGUGACACAGUGGUGGUAGCUGGCAGCACCGUGGAGCUGGGUUGUGGUGCCCAAGGUGAUCCAAUGCCGCGGGUACAGUGGCACAAGGAGCAUGGGGACCUCCCCUGGGGCAGGCAUGAGGUGGACCAGGAGAACACGCUGCGUCUCCAUGCCGUGACGCCCAUCGAUGCCGGCACCUACGUGUGUACAGCCCAGAGUCAACUGGGCACCGCCGCUGCCACCGCCCGCCUCCACGUGGAGGGCCGGCGGGAAGCAACGCCACGAGACCUUCUGACCGUGAGGCUUCACCUGGACAACAUCACCACGACGCCCACCGCGGCUGUGCAGCUGCGCUGGCGGAUGUUGACUCCAGUGCCAGCAUUGGUGAGCUUCAUGGUGCUGUAUCGCUGCCUGCUCCCCACCAGCACCUCCUGGGUCCAACAUGACGCUGGGAAGCUGCUCAGCACCAUCAUCCCCCAGCUCCGCAGGGGCCACCGGUACGAGUUCAAGGUCCGACCCUACGCUGGUGGGACCCAAGGCUCGGACAGCAACAGUAGGCUCCUCUGGAUCCCUGAGGAAGUGCCGAGUGCUGCACCCCAACAUGUCACCGUGGGCCAGGCUGAGACAGGGAACAGCACCGUGGUCGUCAGCUGGGAGCCACCUCCUCCUGAGGCCCACAAUGGCAUCAUCCUGGGCUACAAGGUCUGGUCAAUGGGCAAGGGCUGGCAGCGCCCCACCAACAGGACCGUGGACGGAGGCACUCACCACGUGGAGGCUCAGCUCCCCAGCCCCGGGGCCGAAUUCUGUGUCCAGGUGGCAGCCUUCAACAGCGCAGGGCUGGGGGUCCCCAGCAAUGCCACCUGCAGCAUCCUGGGGCUGACAGCUGGGAGCAGUGGAGUGGUCAGGGUGCUGCGGCAGCCUGCGGUCAUCGCCGUGGCUGGCUCGCUGCUCUGGUUGGCCUUGCUCGCCCUCCUCCUCCUCCUCUGCCAGCGCAGAGCCAGCCAGGACACUGCAGCUCGUCACAAGCUGGUGGCUGGUGACUCACCGUGGCUCGGCGGCCCCUGGAAACCUCCUUGUGCCCCCGGGAACCUCAGCAGCAGCAGCAGCCUCAGCAGCCGGCUGCUGGGCAGCGAUGGCCGCGACCCUCACCUCUCCACCCUGUCCUCGGAGCCAAGCCUGGGCCCCCCCACACCUCCUACCCGCAGCAGCCUCCGCGGGGGGCACCCAGCGCCCCUCGGGGACACGGCGCACCCCGGGGUGCGCACCUCCCCCAGCACCCCCGGCACGGCACCCUGGGAGCGCAUCCACAAGCGAGGUGGGUAUGGGGGGCUGAGGGGACACGGGGACGGCGGCAGGUGGCUCACGGCUCCGUGCCCGCCCCCUCUUGCAGAGCUGCAGCAGGUGCACAGCACUCCCCUGCUCGCGGGCGGCCCCGGCCGUGGCCCCGCCACCGGCAGCGCGGGAGGCGAGUGGGGGACGGACCUGGGGCUGGCGGCAGGAUGGGCUCAGCGAAGGGGACCUGACGGUGACAACGGCACCGCCGUGGUGGCCGGAGAGGACCCGUGGCGGCUGCCGCUCUUCAGCUCCCCCAAACCGCGGCGAGGCAGCGUGUCGCUGGCCACCAGUGUCACCAGGUCGCCAGUGACAGCCCCGAGACCGCCCCAUGGAUGGCACCCGCCGGUGACACGGUCCCCAGCCACUGCCAGCCCCAGGGACACAUCCGCGGUCACCAGGAUCCCCAGGGACAGGUCUCCAGCCACCCAGCGCCCCAAGGACACAUCGCUGGUCACCAGGUGCCCCAAGGACACAGCCCCAGUCCCUGGAACCCCGAGGGACUUGUCCCCAGCCACCCGGAACCGCAGGGACACAUCCUUGGUCACUGAGAGCCCCAGGGAUGUGUUCCCAGUCCCCAGGCACCCCAGGGACGUGACGCUGGCCACUGAGUACCCUAAGGCAGUGUCCCUGGCCAACAGGCACACCAAGGACGCAUCCCCAGUAACCCGGCACCCCAGGGACGUGUCACCAGCCACCAGCCCCCAGAGGGGCACAACCUCAGCCACCAGGCAGCCUGAGGACACGUCCCUGGUGAGCAGGCACCCCAAAGACCCCUCGCCAGUGACCGAGCACCAGAGGGACAUGUCACCAGCCAGCAGGCACCCCGAAAACAAGUUCCCAGCCAGCGGCCAUCCCAGGGACACAUCCCCAGUCACCAGGGGAGCCAAGAAGUCCCCAGCCACUGGGCACUGCAGGGACAAGUUCUUGGCCACCAGCAGGUACCCUGAGGAUAUGUUGCCAGCGACCAGGCAUGCCAAGGACACAUCCCCAGCCCUGGGACGCCCAAGGGACAUGUGCCCAGUCAUCGAGAACCCUGAGGAGAUGUCCCAAGUCCCUGGGCAUCACAAGGACAAGUUCUUGAGCACGAAGUGCCCCAAGGACGUGUCCCCAGCCACCAGCCACCACAGGAACCCAUCGUCAGCCACCAGUCACCCAAGGGAGUCAUCACCAGUGACCAGGCGCCCCAAGGAGAUGUCUCCAGUCCCUGCUCACUGCAAGGACACAGUCCUGGGCAACAGCAGGUACCCUGAGAACGUGUCACCAGUCAUGAGGCACCCCAAGGACACAUCCCCAGUCGCCAGGCACCCUGAAGAGAUGUCUCCAGCUGCUGGUCACCGGAGAGACAUGUUCUUGGGCACCAGGUACCCCAAGGAUGUGUCCCUGGCCACCAGGCACCCCAGGGAUCCAUUGCUGGUAGCCAGGCACCCAAGGGAUAUGUUCCCAACCACCAGGCACCCAAGGGACAGGUCCCUGGUCACUGGGCGCGUUUCACCAGCUCUCAGCGACGGAGUCCUCACGCCGCAGCAGGUGGCUGAGGACCUGGAGAUGGACCAGGACAGCACCUACCCCAGCCCUACAGCACCAACCACCCCCCGGUCCUUCUCACCACUGCACACCUAUGGCUACAUCUAUGGGCCACCAGCCUCUGAGCUGGGUGAGGAGGAGGAAGAGCACGAGGAGGAAGAGCAGCCAUCGACAAGAGGCUCUCCGGAAGGGUCGCUGCUGAACGGCUGGGGGUCUGUCUCAGAGGACAACUUUGCCAGUGCCCGCUGCAGCUUGGUGAGCUCCUGUGAUGGCUCCUUCCUGCUGGAUGCCAGCUUUGCCCGGGCACUGGCCGUGGCCAUCGACGGCCUCUGCUUUGGCCUCAAGGACACCGAUGUGGGCUAUGGGGGCCCCUCACUGCCACCAUCACCCUUGGAGAGGAUCUUCUCUCCUGGGGUCCCCACCUGGGACUGGGGAACAGCACUGGGGGGCCCGCAAAGAACUGGGACAGAGGCAGGCACAGGCAGCCCACAGCAUGGUGGCCAUGGGACAAGGAUUGGCAGCCCCCGGUCCAGGGCAGGUGGUGAGCUGGGGACAGAAGGGACAGGAGGAUGGCAGUCCCCAGGGUGUAGGGCACAGCAAGGGCAGGAGCCCAUUGGCUCUGCUAAACUCCAGCUUUAUUAAGUGGUUCCCCAAAAAGGGGUUCUGCUAGCAAAAGCCACCCACAGAGGGUAGGUGGCACCAAGGCGGGCAGCUGUCUUCCCAGUGUCCCUGUCCUUCCCAUGUCCUCCUUCCCAAGCACCCUCAUCCCCCCAGUCACCCUGAUCCAUCCCAAGUACCAUUGCCCAUCCCAAACGUCCUCAUCCUUCUCCAGUGUCCCCACACUUGUCAUCACCAAGUGCCACUAUUGCCUCCCACAGGCCUCAUUCCUCCACAACUUUCUUGUCCUCCCCAAGUGUCCUACUCCAGCACUCUCAUUCCUCAGUUGUCUUCAUCCAGCCCAGGUACCAUUGCCAGUCCCAGCUGUCCCCAUCCUUGUCUUCCCCAGUGCCCUCCACCUUCCCCAGUAUCCUCAUCCCCCCAUCCAUCCCCAUCCAAACCAAGAGCUGUUGUCUAUCCCAAGUGACCUUGUCCUUCCUUGGGGUCAUAGUCCUCCUGACCAUCCUCAUGACCACUCCAACUGUCCUUGUCCUUCCUGAUUCUCCUCAUCCUUCCUCAGCAUCCUUGUCCCAUCUUUGAUCAUCCUUGUCCCUUUCAGUUGUGCUCAUCUCUCCCAAGCCACCUUGUCCUUCAUGAAUGUCCUGAGUGCCCCUUCAAGUGCCCUCAUCCCUCCACACUGUCCUUGUCAGUCCCCAAGGUCCUCGUCCCUUAUGACUGCUCUUGGACUUCUCCAGUAUCUUCAAAUGUCUGCAGGGUCCUUGCCUCUCCUGAGCGUUCUCAUCCCUCCCUGAUGUCCUUGUCACUAGUGACUGUCUUUGGCCUCUCUGAGCAUCCUCAACUAUCCUUGUCCCUCCUAAUUAUCCUUGUCUCCAGGCUUCUCAUCCCUUCCUGAGCACCCUCAUUCCUCCCCAACCUCCUAUCCCUUCCAACUUUCCUUGCCCCAAGGUUCUCAUCCCAUCCAAUUAUCCUCAUCCCUCCCCAGUGUCUUUGUCUUGAUCUGGUGUCCUUGUCCCAUGGCCUUCAUCCUUACUGAGCAUCCUUAUCCUUCCCCAUUGUCUUUAUCCUUAGUGACUGUCCCUGGCCUUCCCAAGCAUCCUUAAUCCUCCUUUUCCAUCCUAACUGUCCUUGUCCCCACAGUCUUCAUCCUCCUAAGCAUCCUCACCCCUCCCCAACAUACUCUUCCCUCCCACCUCCCCUUGUCUCCAGAGCCAUCAUCUUUCUCAAGCUCCCCUGUCCGUCCCCACUCUCCUCAUUCUUCUCAGCUGUCCUUGUCUCCAGGGUCACUCUUCCUGAGCAUCCUUGUCCCUCCUGCAUCUUUAUUCCUCCCAACUGACUUUGUCUUCAGAGUUCUUACCCCUCCCUGACCAUCCUUGUCCCUCUCACCUGUCCUUGUCCCACCCUGAGCAUCUCACAUCCCUUUCUCAUGCUGCUGCCCGCCGGGUGCCGGCUCUGUGCCGCCGUUUCAGUGAUGCCACUCCAAAAUUAAAGAUCAUCCCACUCGAC